GAGCUUAGCUUCUUUCCCCGAUUUUCUACUUCGGGUUCUACCACCUUCACGUCGUCGAGCCCAACAAUAGAGAGUGAAACCCAAAAGCUCCAAGCCCCAACCACCAUCUACUUAGGUACCGCGCUCCCUCGCCGGCAUAAGUUUCCCAGAUUUCAACCUUACAACUACACAUCCAAGGAGCCUGCAUCCUUUCCCCUCAUCGCUCGAUCUUCACAAUGGCGAAUCCACUUACCCCGCAGUCCAUACUGCAACUAAUGGCAGACGCUCUGCCAACGCACCCCAAAGGCGACACCACCUCCGACAUCAGUAGCGGAUACGAGCUGCCCGCCCUCCUAGCCCAUGCGUGCAUGGUAUCUCUCAAAUUCCGCCUCCUCGGCUUUGACGAGGAGAAGAGGAUAGAGGAAGAAAUCCAAAGCGUCGCCCCGCGACUGCCCGUAUCGUGGAAUGCCGGCUACGGCUCUCUCCGCUUUGUGUACGCCCACAAGCAGUCCUCCAUGACCUUCAUCAUCCGGGUCAGCAAGGUCGGCGGCAAAGUCGAGAUCAGCGGUCUAGCCGUCGGUCACGACGUCAUCCACAGAUUCGAAAUCAGUACAAAGGAUUUUGUCAACAGCGCUAAGCUUCCCCUGCGCAUCACACUCACCGAGGAUGGUACCGAGGACAGGAGCGACCUUGUCCAGAAACUCAAGGAUGCCUUUGUAUCCGAGUCCACCAUCACCACGCUUAUUGACCAGUUCAAAACGAACAUUAUUCAGAAACUUAUUCCAAAACUGCAAGCUGAAGGCUAUGAAGAGUCCCCCGACGACCGGGACGCCGCGGAAGGCGCACAGCGCGAAGGCCGUGCUCAAGCUGGUCGGCCCGGACGGCCAAUGCCCGGCGACCUCCCUGAUCCAGCUCGACCGUAUCACAUCAACGACCCUCUUGCUCAGCCUCCCAGGAGACCCAUUCCCGUUGGAGAUUUCCCUCCGCCCGAUUUCGAGGACGAAUAUGAAGUCAACAGGCCGCCUAGACCUUUGGGUGUCCCGGGUCGAUCUCCCUACAACAUUGGUCAUGAUGACCUGAACCCGCCUGGUCUAGGACCCCACGACCCCCUUAGGCCUCAUUUCAUCGGUGGCGGUGGUCUGCCUCGUCCUGGGGGUGGAGGCGGGAUGCAUCCAACUUUCGAUGACCCCCUGUUCGGCGGCCAAGGCGGGCAGGGUGGUGGCGGGUAUGAUCCGCAAGCUCCACCGGGAGCUAGGUGGGAUCCAAUCGGCCCAGGUGGCUUGCCCCGACAUGGUGGUGGGCGAGGAAACCCUUUUGGAGGACCGGGGGGCUUCGGUGGCUUUGGUGGUGAUAUUAUUUGAUUAUUUGAGAUGGCAAUCACCAUGACGCUAGGUUUACGAGAGAAUGACAAGGAAGGAAAACCGUCCCCAUAGCUGUAGUAUUACGCCUUAAUGAGAAAUGAGCCCAGUAUGAAUCAAAACU
Molecule: messenger RNA, 1461 nt
Organism: Colletotrichum navitas
Lineage: Eukaryota; Fungi; Ascomycota; Sordariomycetes; Glomerellales; Glomerellaceae
Product: PI31 proteasome regulator
Exons: 2
Coding region: 216-1340 (374 amino acids)
Biological process (GO): proteasome-mediated ubiquitin-dependent protein catabolic process
Molecular function (GO): proteasome binding; endopeptidase inhibitor activity
Source: RefSeq, a predicted model, not a curated record